AUGAAAGAUUUAAGUAAGAGCGGAAUUUAUAGUAAACAGUUUUCCUUAAGCCAGAACAAGCACAAUAGUAGGCUUGAGAAAAGAUUAAGUGGGUUACACUUUAGCAUUGAGUUGCAGAAAAAUGAAAAAAUAGAAAAAUUAAAUGAAAAGAUCAACGCAUUAGAGGAGAAGCUUGUGGAAAUGAACGAAAACUCUAAUAGGACAUUCGAAAGAUUGAAUGAAAAGCUUAACGAUAUUAAAAUGGAUGUUAAUAAUUAUAAAGCUGAGUUGGAGGAAUUUAAAAAUGACCACCAAAUGAAAUUACAAGCCCUUGAGCAAAAAGCGGAAGAUUUUAUAAACAAAGAAAAGGAAGAGUGGAACAAACUUAAAAUAAAAUUGAUAAAAGAUUUUCAAAAUAAAGCUAGCUUAUUAAAGGAGGAGAUUACAGAGGAAUAUGACCUUCUGGAGGAAAAGGAAGAUUCGUUAAAAAAAUAUUAUGACUGCGAGAUUAACAAUCUGAAAUCUAUUGUUCAAAAUGAAAUAAGCGAAAGGGUAAAAACAGAAAAGGAAAUUCUAAGGGAUGUAGAUGACAAAAUAAACGAAAUUAUUAAAAUUAUUAAGAAUGAGAAAAUUACAAGAGAAAAUUAUUCUGAAAAUUUAGUAUCCCUUAUUGAGCAAUACUUUUCAAGAAUAAAAAAAGAAAUAGAUAAAGAACGACUGGAAAGGAAAGAUACGGAAGAAACCCUAGUUCAUCUAAUGGAAGAAGCUUUGGAUAAAAUAGGCAUACCUUUUGCAUAA
Messenger RNA from Plasmodium malariae, 777 nucleotides. Its product is annotated as conserved Plasmodium protein, unknown function. The coding region runs from base 1 to 777 and encodes 258 amino acids. Lineage: Eukaryota; Apicomplexa; Aconoidasida; Haemosporida; Plasmodiidae. The record is from RefSeq and is a predicted model, not a curated record. The transcript has 10 exons.